GUGUAAAAUGUCGUCAAAGCGAAAAACUAUUGCUAUGCUGGAUUCCAGCUCUGGAUCGGACUCAGACCUUUCAGAAUCAGAGUUUCAGACCUUGGCCAAGAAGAGGAAGAAAUCUCCCCAGAAGAUGAAAAAGUCCAAGUCUGGGAGCGGUUCAUCUUCAGAUUCUGAUUCCGAGGUCGAGGAGGGUCAACAAAGAAGUAGCAGUGUUGAACCUGAGAAAGAGAAGGGUCCUGAGAAGAGUUCUGAUGUAGAGGACGGAGAGGUUUCAGACUCGGACUCAGAGAUUGGCGAGUUCGACGAUGGAUUGGACGAGGAAUUGAUGGGAGACGAUGAGGACAGGAGGAAGCUGGAGAUGAUGAACGAAAAGGAGAGAGAGGAGGAGAUCUUUAAGAGAGCUGAGAAGAGAGAACUGUUAAAGAAAAGAUACGAGAUUGAGAAGAAACUGAAGAUGCAGAAGAGAACCACGAAGGAGGAGGAGAAAUCGUUGAGUAAGGCACUUGACACUAAGGAGAGGAGCAGGGCGAGGAAGGAGGCUGUGGAGAACAAGAAGGAUAAGAAGACCCUGGCUCUUGAUGUGUUAAAAGCUAAAAGAAAGGAGAAACAAGAACAGCAACAAAAAAUUGAUGACAAGAAGAAACGAAAGGAAGAAGAAAGUGGAAAGGACGGAAAAAAGAAAUGGAAAGCAAAUGAUAUUUAUUCCUCGGACUCCAGUGACGAUGAAGUUGAACGGAACAGAUCCAGGUCUCCGGAGAAGAGAAGAUCUUCCUCAUCCUCCUCGUCUGCAUCCUCGGUGUCCUCGAGAUCACGUUCUCCAUCUCCGGAGAAGAAGAGGGAAACUAUUUCCGGAAUUGAAGACCUGGAGAAGAUAAGGAUAUCCCGGAGCAAGGUGGAACGUUGGUGCCAUCUUCCAUUCUUCAACGAGGUUAUCGUUGGAUGCUUUGUCAGAGUUGGUAUCGGAGAAAAUCGUGUAGGUUUGCCUCAAUAUAGAGUGUGUGAGGUGUUAAGUGUCGAGGAAGGACCUAAAGUAUAUAAACUAGGCAGCACUAGAACUAACAAAACCUUGAAACUUAGACACGCUCUUCAGGAACGAAUAUUCAGACUUGAGUUUGUCUCGAGUAAACCGUUCCUCGAAUCUGAGUUCAGAAUAUGGAAAGAAGAUACAAUGCUGGGAGGUCUGCCUCUCCCAACCCUGCAGCUAGUGGAGGACAAGAUUAAACACAUCAACAGGGUGAACAACAGGGCGGUUAACGACAAGGAUAUUGUUCACAUGGUGAGGGAGAAGGAGAGGUUCCAGGAGAACCCCAGGAACUACGCGAUGACGAAGAGCAGGAUCACUAAGGACAGGGAUGCUGCUGUGUGUGAAGGGAACCAUGAGCUGGCGGAGAAGCUGAACCAGAGACUGCUGGAGAUAGAGGAAAGAGCGGAGGAUCUAGACAGGAAGAGAAGUGAGAAGAUCAGCAGUAUUGCGCUCAUCAAUGAUAGAAACCGGAAGAAUAAUAUAAAGAAAGCGGAAGUGAAUAUAAAGGAAGAAAUGGAAAAGAAGAAACUUGAGGGAGAACGAAAGGAUCCGUUUACAAGGCGGAAAACUAAACCUAUGUUGGCUACAGCUGCUAUAAAGAAAGCGAUUAACCCUAAUUCUGAUAUCGUUCAGAACGUUGCGAAUACUGGUCUCAAACCUGAAACUAAACCGAGCCAAAAAGAUAUUUCCAAGACUGAAGAGAAGAAGGAAAAUCAACCGACUAACGAUCUUUUCGAUGCUCAUGAUUUCGAUAUCGAGAUCAACCUUGAUACGUUCACACCCAACAGCGCUAUCAAGGUCAGCCUCACCCCUGGAGUGAAUGUGAAGGAAAAUUUAGGUCCGAAAAAAAGUCUAAAUUUGGCGGAUUACAAGAAACAACGAGGUCUAAUUUGAACCUUGUCGCAGCAUGUUACCUAUGCGAUUACACCUUAGUACAACAACCUUUCAAUAAUUGUAAUUAAAUCAAUACUUUAUCAGUUUGUCCUUGAAUACAAAACUCCGGUUUCAGCUUGAGAUUAUCUCGAGUACAAUUGAUCAGUAUAAAUUCAAAGAAUCUUAAUUUUUGACAGUUAAAGUCCUUCUAGACCAUUUUUUAUGUUAAAUUCUAAUUUAACUCAUCUAGAUCAUUGUAAUAUUUGUUAAAUUCUAAUUUAACUCUCUUAAAAAUAUUGUCACGUUAUAGUUUAACGAAUAAAAAACUUAUACGAUA
Messenger RNA from Eurytemora carolleeae, 2228 nucleotides. Its product is annotated as RNA polymerase-associated protein RTF1 homolog. Gene Ontology annotation, cellular component: Cdc73/Paf1 complex. NCBI's taxonomy places the organism in Eukaryota, Metazoa, Arthropoda, Copepoda, Calanoida, Temoridae. The coding region runs from base 8 to 1912 and encodes 634 amino acids. Gene Ontology annotation, molecular function: DNA binding; RNA polymerase II C-terminal domain phosphoserine binding. The record is from RefSeq and is a predicted model, not a curated record. The transcript has 8 exons.